CCCAAAAACAUAAAAUUAAAAUGGAGACAAAAAUUUACAAAGUCUCCUCUAAAGAAAAGUGGAGCAUGAUGAAGAAAGAACUAGUGAAUGAUGGUUAUGGUAACGAUUUGGUGGGCGGCAGCGGUGGUGAAGAUGGUGGCAGUGUUGGUGGUGGUGGUGGUUCUUCGAAUGGCGAUGUGAAGAAGAAGAAAGGCGGUCACAAUGGUGGCGGAUCAACCAGUGCCACUAAGUGUUGUCAGGCCGAGAAAUGUACAAGUGAUUUAGCCGAGGCUAAGCAGUAUCACCGGAGACAUAGGGUAUGUGAGUUUCACGCAAAGGCUCACGCGGUUGUUGUUGCUGGCAUUCAUCAAAGAUUCUGUCAGCAAUGUAGCAGGUUUCACGAGCUACCAGAAUUUGACGACACCAAGAGAAGUUGUAGGAGGCGUUUGGCUGGACACAACGAAAGGCGAAGGAAGAACUCAAUCGAGUUUAAAGGCACCACCGAUAAGGGAAGGUUCCAAAUGACCAUCCAAGACAAUGCAGCAACAACAACUUACAACCAUUUGUAGCAAACCAGGUGAAAAAGAAACCCGAAAUAAACCAAGCCACGAAAACUAUGCUCGCUCUCUUCUGUCAGUUCGUAGUACUUAAUUAAAAACUACCGUGUUGAAUGAAUAAUAACCGUAGGAUUAUGUAAUAACAUUAUGGUCGAAUUCUGGAUGAUAUUUAAACAUUAUAUUAACCAACAAUCAUAAUUUGUUCGAAUUCGAAUUGAAUAGAAUGAAACAACAAAUGGACAACAACUUAUAAAGGGACUGUUUGCAGGUUAUGUAUAUAAUAUAUAUCUACCAUAUUCAAGAGUUCUUGAACAGAGAUAU
Cynara cardunculus var. scolymus (artichoke) is the source of this 857-nucleotide messenger RNA. Its product is annotated as squamosa promoter-binding-like protein 4. Gene Ontology annotation, molecular function: DNA binding. The transcript has 2 exons. Bases 21 to 548 code for a protein of 175 amino acids. The record is from RefSeq and is a predicted model, not a curated record. Gene Ontology annotation, cellular component: nucleus. Lineage: Eukaryota; Viridiplantae; Streptophyta; Magnoliopsida; Asterales; Asteraceae.